AUCACAAUUUCUCUACCACGUUCUCUUCAUCCCAAUUCAUUGAUGCAAAAUGAGAGUCUUUUCGCGACUGCUAGCUACAGCGACAGAUGCGGGUGCAUCGAGACCGUUCAAACCGGCACCCGCUGCUUUGUUGCCGCCAAUACCACUCUAUCGACGUUUGCUCCGCUCACAUCGGAAGAGGCUGGGUGUAGAGGAGCGUUUACUUGGCGACAUGUAUGUGAAGGCUGAGUUCAGAGCGCAUAGAGACGUAGAAAACCCCGUGCAGAUUAUUGGAUUUCUGUCAGAAUGGCAAACCUACUGUCAAAUGCUUGAGGGUGACUCCUGGAAAGAGGCUAAGAUGGACAAGGCGAAGAUUGAUAAAAUGAGCGAUCAACAGAUCGGGCAACUAUACGAGCUCAUGCAGCAGAUCAAAACCCAAGCGAAGGAAGAUGCUGAUGCCGAGGAAGCGCGUGUGGUCGACUUGCUUGACAAGAAGCCACCGACAGAAAAGUGAUGGCAGCAUACGUGAAUCACGACAGUCAGUCAACUUCAUUCGAGCGCAAACAUGGCCAGGCUUCACACUUGACGAUGAAUGUGAAGCCACGACAAACCUGGAUACUUCACAUGCUGCACAAAGAUUUACUAUAUACAUCAGCAAUGCCACAUUGUCUCCUUCUUCCGCCACCUCAGC
Pyrenophora tritici-repentis Pt-1C-BFP is the source of this 670-nucleotide messenger RNA. RefSeq lists its product as uncharacterized. Gene Ontology annotation, cellular component: mitochondrial intermembrane space; mitochondrion. NCBI's taxonomy places the organism in Eukaryota, Fungi, Ascomycota, Dothideomycetes, Pleosporales, Pleosporaceae. Gene Ontology annotation, biological process: succinate metabolic process; mitochondrial respiratory chain complex II assembly. The record is from RefSeq and is a predicted model, not a curated record.